AUGGGCUCGCGGCUGGGGCGGCAGAGCAGCCUGGAGGAAGAGGCGGCGGCUGCAGGGGAGCCGCCCCGGCCCAAGAAGAAGCAGCAGAAGCAGGGCUGCCGGGGCCCGAAGGAGCCCCCGCUCCCGCCGCGGCGCCGCCCGGGCUUCCCGCUGGCCUCGCGGCUGCUGAGCUCCGAGAAGCUGCCGGGGGUGCUGCGGAAGAGCAGCCCGGCGCCCCCCUACGUGCGCCGGGUGGGCUGGAUCCGCGACAUCCAGGCGGCCCUCCGCCAGCGCCGCCGCGACCAGGCGACGCGCACCCUCCGGCUUCUCCGCAAGGUAAACACGGACCGACGGGGCGGGACGGGGCCGCGGCCUCGACGGAGCCCCCGGGGCCGCCCUUUGCUCUUUUCAAGCCGCGAGACUUGCCGGCAGACGGCUGCUCGAUGGGCACCGGGCCAGACCGGGGGAGCUCGACGGACUUGGGGCUGGGCGGCUAAGGGGCGGCCGCACCGACGUGCAAGGCUUUGUUCCCUGCUCAGGGCGUGGCUGGCAAGGGGGCGUGCCGGGCUUGGGGCCAGGCGAGCCCCGUAGGGACGCGACGCCCCGCCGGGUGUCCCCUGGCCAGGAUCCGACGGCGCGUCCGAGUCCCCGAGCUGGUGCCCGGCGCGGGGCAGAAGCCUUGCCCAGCGGGCAUCGGCGCAGGCGCAAGUUGCCCGAGGUGCCACCUGCCCUUGCCGCGGCCUCCAAGGUCGCCCGAGGGUCCUCGGUGGAGGGAGGCGAGGAGUUUGCGCCACGCCGUCGGGGAUUCCGGGCGGUGUAACGUCGCUGCCGCGAGUCAUCUCCGUGCCCCGCCCGCCCCUUUAUGAUUCUUUCGUAGCUGGCUGGCGCUGUAGGAAGAUGUACGCUCUCGGCUGAAACUAAGGACGUUUUGAAAUAAAAGCAGAAUUUUUAAAAGUGGGAAAUAACCAAGCAGCAAUCUCAGAGUGGUUCUGGCUGGGGGCUGAAGGGAGUUGUACUCCAAAAGUCCUGGAAAGCACCAGGUUGUGGGGAAUAAGUGUUUUAGAUCCGACACCCACGGUGAGUUGGAGAACAAGAGAUCCUAAGAGGAUGCUUGCCAUUUUCACACUCCUCUCUCCAUUUACACGGGGGUUACAUUCUGAGGCACCUCGUGUUUAAGGGAAAAUGCAUAUAUUGGGAACACCAUUAAAAAAAGUCUGCAACACCCUCUAAAUCUCUGGAAACCCUAAAAAAAGCAAAACCGAAAUCGCUCCCUCCAAAUCUCCUUGCUAAAACUCCAACUCUGCACAGGCCUCAAAGGUCAAUGCAAAGGCUCAUGGGAUUGCUAGACACUAUUUUCAUGCCGUUUUUGUGCUUUUUAGGGCCGUUUUUUCUCCUUUCCGUGCCACUGCUGGGUUCUCAGUUGCAUGCUCACAUGGUUGUGUGUACUUCGAACACACGUAAAUAGGGAAUUGCCCAGACUAUCGUCAUAAUCCUCAUCAGUAUUAAGUUUACCGUAUUUUUCCGUCUAUAAGAUGCCCCCAUGUAUAAGACACCCUCUAUUUUGGGGGACUCGGAUUUAAGAAAAUGGGGGGGGGGAGACGGCCCCAUGUAUAAUAUUCCCCCUAAUUUUUGACAUUAUUUUUAAGGGGGAAAACCUAGUCUUAUACAGAGAAAAUAUGGUAUAUUCCAUCCUCUUCUCAAUAAACCCCUGACCAGCAAACGAUAAAAUAUACAAUCUUUUAAAAAUGAAAGCACCAUUACUUCAUUAAAUAUAUGCAAAUCAUUGUAGUUGAUCAAGACUGCAGUUCCAGUUAUAUACUUGGAAGGAAGCCCCCACCCCACCCCAUCCCACCCCAAAUUCAUCUGGGCUUCCUUGCCUCCUCCACCUCCAAUGCUCCACAGGUAGAACUUUGCAAGCCUAGCGAGACCGUCUUAUUGUACCUCUUGGAAAUAUCAAGAGAAAGGUCAUAUAUUUAACAGAAGAAACUUCAAGUACCUCAAGCGCAAUUUGCAGCAACACCCUCAGAACCCCUUUGCCCCAAACCCAGCUCUCCUUUGACCAGAGAAGUCAAUUAUUACUGAUAAUUAUCAUUAGCCUAUGAAGGAUGGAUUUAUGUCUUUCUUCCAAAGUAAACCCAAGUAGCUUGUGCAACAUAAACACAGGACAAGGGGAAAGAAAGAACCCAUCAUCCCUUUUUUUUAAAAAAAGGCAGAGGCGGAGCUGUAAGUCUUUCAUACAUGUCAGCUUAACUCUUUGCAAAGGAAUAAAAAAGUAAAAUAGGCAGCAUUUUAUCCUAUCCGUGGUAAAAUUAAGGCAGUGUUUGAAUUGUGUUUCAGAAUUUGGAAUCCUUUAUCUUUCGCCUGAAUUUUUUUCCUCUUUUCCCCACCCCUCUUCAAUGUGAGGGAAGGAUCCUUCCAGGUUUGGUGGAUUCCCCAGCUGAUUGAAAGAGAAGCAUUUUGGGGAGGAUUUUUUGGGGGGGGAUUCCUCUGGAUGGAGGUAGGGAGGGGCCCGUCUGGCUGCCAGCCAAUCAGUAGUGGGCAGGCAGAUUAAUAAUUAAUAAUAAUAAUAAUAAUAAUUUUAUUUAUACCCCACCCUCCCCGGCCAGAGCCAGGCUCAGGGUGGCUAACACCAGUAAAAUUACAGUAAAAACAUAAUAGGGGGGGAAAACCAAGUUAAAAUACAGGUUAAAAUGCAAUUUAAAAUGCAGCCUCAUUUUAAAAGUAGCCCAUAGAUCAAAACCAUAAGUGGGUGGGGGAACAUAAGGGUCAGACUAGUCCAAAUUUAGAGGUCCGUCCCGGAUUUUUUUUGGGGGGGGGAGGACAGGCUGAGAUGUAGCUCCAGCCGGGUUCUGCAUCCACCUUUGGGUGAGCAAUCCUGGCUAAAAUGUGGGGGUGCAAACGCCCUGAGGUUGGGUUCAUGGGAGUUGUUCUACCAAAAGUGGUAGAACAAAAAGAGCCUGCAGACUGUCUCGCCAGAGUGGUGCAUGCUCUGGUUAUCUCUUGCUUGGACUACUGCAAUGCGCUCUACGUGGGGCUACCUUUGAAGGUGACCCGGAAACUACAACUAAUCCAGAAUGCGGCAGCUAGACUGGUGACUGGGGACGGCCACCGAGACCACAUAACACCGGUCUUCAAAGAUCUACAUUGGCUCCCAGUACGUUUCCGAGCACAAUUCAAAGUGUUGGUGUUGACUUUUAAAGCCCUAAAUGGCCUCAACCCAGUAUGCCUGAAGGAGUGUCUCCACCCCCAUCGUUCUGCCCGGACACUGAGGUCCAGCUCCAAGGGUCUUCUGGUAGUUCCCUCACUGCGAGAAGCAAAACUACAGGGAACCAGGCAGAGGGCCUUCUCGGUAGUGGCGAUUGCCCUGUGGAACGCCCUCCCAUCAGAUGUCAAAGAGAUAAACAACUACCUGACAUUCAGAAGACAUCUUAAGGCAGGGAAGUUUUUAAUGUGUGACAUUUUAGUGUAUUUUUGGUCUUUGUGGAAGCCGCCCAGAGUGGCUGGGGAAACCCAGCCAGAUGGGCGGGGUACAAAUAAUAAAUUAUUAUUAUAAAGAUGGAGGGCAUCCUUCUCCCAGUUUUAACCUGACUUGGUGGCUUAAGGCUCCUUUCCCAUUGCGGCGCUUGAGCUUCAUCCACCCUUUCAGCAUCCAAUUGAUUCCCACCUCAUACUGAAACAGAACCAAAUUCCUCUUUAAUGGAUGGUUGUCUGUCUCAGUUGUUGGUCUUGGGUCCCCAUGUUUAUUUUUAAGGGAAGUCGCCAGCUAUCCUUCAAGUGCUCCGUCAGGGACAGAUUUUGCCAGGAAACCCUUCCUUGAGAAAGGAGCAGAGUAUUUAGCCCAGGAGGCUGUGAUUCUGCUCCUCUCCUCUAUAGAAGCCCCCCCCCCCCCCCGUUGCAACAUCUCACCCCCCUCCACACCCCCCUUGCCCAGAUUCUGAUCCCUCAAUUCCAUCUUCUGGCUUCUCCCUGCAGGACCUUGGUUUAGAAGGGACAUUCCUCAGUGAAGUUCUCUACAAGAACGCAGCCUUCCUCAACCUUGUGGAUCCCAUCUCCCACGAUCUCCUGAUGAGCCUUGCCCGAGACCUUCAGUGCCCCAAAAAGGUGAGCCCAUUAUGGGGUGUGCAUGUUUUGCUAGUUGGGCAGUAGGUGCCUGGAAGUUUCUUCUCCUCGGGUCCCUCUCUCAGGAAAUACAACAACAACAACAACAAUAAUAAUUUAUUUAUACCCCGCCCAUCUGGCUGAGUUUCCCCAGCCACUCUGGGCGGCUCCCAAUCAAGUGUUAAAAACAGUACAGCGUUAAAUAUUACAAACUUCCCUGAACAGGGCUGCCUUCAGAUGUCUUUUAAAGAUAGGAUAGCUGCUUAUUUCCUUCACAUCUGAAGGGAGGGCGUUCCACAGGGCGGGUGCCACUACCGAGAAGGCCCUCUGUCUGGUUCCCUGUAACCUCACUUCUCGCAAUGAGGCUCUCGGAGCUAGACCCCAGUGUCCGGGCUGAACGAUGGGGGUGGAGACACUCCUUUAGGUAUACUGGGCCAAAGCCGUUCAGGGUUUUAAAGGUCAGCACCAACACUUUGAAUUGUGCUUGGAAACAUACUGGGAGUCAAUGCAGAUCUCUCCGAACUGGUGUUGUGUGGUCCCGGCGACCACUCCCAGUCACCAGUCUAGCUGCCGCAUUCUGGAUUAAUUGCAGUUUCCGGGUCACCUUCAAAGGUAGCCCCACAUAGAGUGCAUUGCAGUAGUCCAAGCGGGAGAUAACUAGAGCAUGCACCACUCUGGCGAGAGACAGGCAGGUAGGGUCUUAGCCUGCGUACCAGGUGGAGCUGGUAGACAGCUGCCCUGGACACAGAAUUAACCUAAACCUCCAUGGACAGCUGUGAGUCCAAAAUGACUCCCAGGCUGCGCACCUGGUCCUUCAGGGACACAGUUACCCCAUUCAGGACCAGGGAAUCCCUCACACCCGCCCGCCCCCUGUCCCCCAAAAACAGUACUUCUGUCUUGUCAGGAUUCAACCUCAAUCUGUUAGCCGCCAUCCAUCCUACAAGCCUCUCCCCAAAGCACUCACAGAUGUCGGCAGGGUUUCCGGGGCAGCGCAGUCUAAACCAGCCAAGGUCAAAUGCAGGGAAUCAAACAAGGACAGGCUGCCAUCUGAGGUUGAUAUCAUAGAAGCUCAGGCAAGGAAGAAGCGAGGAGCCAGAGACCCGUGUUGUUUCCAGCAACUGGGAGGAAGAAGAGGGAGGCUUUAUAUAGGCCACAGCUACUGGUGAUAAAGGUGUUUCUGGGUUGCUUACUCACAAGGAGCUCCCUCACUCACAAGUGGCAUGAUGCCUCUGUAUCUGCAGGCACAUGCUAUGCCAUGGCUCUUUGGCUCAAGCCCCAUAAUGGGGCCGCCUCCGCCCAUCAUUCUGUGGCUGUCCAGGUAUCUUUAGAGAUGUUGGUAGCCCCUCCCCUCCUGAUCUGUUCUUAUUGCAGUUGGUACUCAGAGGUUGUAGGGACACGGGUGGCGUUGUGGGUUAAACCACAGAGCCUAGGACUUGCCGAUCAGAAGACUGGCGGUUUGAAUCCCCGCGAUGGGGUGAUCUCCCGUUGCUUGGUCCCUGCUCCUGCCAACCUAGCAGUUUGAAAGCACGUCAAAGUGCAAGUAGAUAAAUAGGUACCACUCCAGCGGGAAGGUAAACAGCGUUUCUGCGCACUGCUCUGGUUCGCCAGAUGCGGCUUAGUCAUCCUGGCCACAUGACCCAGAAGCUGUAGGCCGGCUCCCUCGGCCAAUAAAGCGAGAUGAGCGCCGCAACCCCAGAGUCGGCAACGACUGGACCUAAUGGUCAGGGGUCCCUUUACCUUUACUUACUCAGAGGUAGACUGCUCCUGAACUUGGAGGCUUUAAAAAAAUAAAGCUAUCAUGGCAGAGAGUCUCCUCUGGGCAUUUGCAUCAGCUCAGGAUGUAAUGUGUUGAGUCAAGCACUGCAGGGUGGUGGUGAGGUUUUGGAAUUGGGGAAGGGGCUCCCUUCGGGGAGGCUCCGUGUCCAGUACCUUGGCACUGAACAACCCCAAAAAUGCAGAAGAAAGAACAUCACGCACAAACACACCCCUGCAAAAAACAAAAAGAGAGUAAGCACUCUGAAGUUGCAGACAGCCACUCCCUUGCCUUUUCAGAGCAAUGAGGGCCACAUCUAAUGCAGCUGAGCUAGGCUUGUGGAGGGAGAAGCUGUUGUCAUGGGGGUGGGGGAACGGGAGAGGAAAAGGCCAGCCAGCCUCAGAGAUUAUUCUGCCUCAACAUCACUUGAGGGCCUUUGCAGAUUUGUGCCUUUAUUUAUUUAUUUAUUUAUCGGGAAGUUUUUAAUGUUUGGUGUUUCAUUAUGUUUUUAUGUGUAUUGGAAGCUGUCCAGAGUGGUUGGAGCAACCCAGCUAGAUGGGCACGAUAUUGUUGUUAUUAUUAUUAUUAUUAUUAUUAUUAUUAUUACAAUGGUACCUCAGGUUACAGACGCUUCAGGUUACAGACGCCACUAACCCAGAAAUAGUACCUCGGGUUAAGAACUUUGCUUCAGGAUGAGAACAGAAAUCGUGCGGCGGCAGCAGCAGGAGGCCUCAUUAGCUAAAGUGGUACCUCAGGUUAAGAACAGUUUCAGAUUAAGAAUGGACCUGCAGAACAAAUUAAGUUCUUAACCCGAGGUACCACUGUAUUAUUAUUACAUCCUUUAUCUGAACAUCCCAGCAUGGUGUACAACAUUUAAAACAUAAUUUACAUGGCGUAAUAAUAAUAAUAACAACAACAAAAUAAAACAACCACAGGAAGAAAAACCAUAACAGCAGUUUCCCACAAUUUUAUAAGGCCAUAGAUGGUUCAUUGGCCGAAGGCCUGGGUAAAAAGGGAUGUUUUUGCUUGGCGCCUAAAUACAUGUAAGGAUGGCACCAGGUGAGCCUCUCUGGCCUGGCUGAUAGCCCAGCAUCUCUGCUAAGAUGAGGUAAACCUGCAUCCAUAAAAUUCCUCUGGGUUCCAGCUCUCCUCUUUUCAGAGCAACCCUCACAUGGUGAGCUGCGGUUGCAGAGUCUACCCUGGAUGGCCGGAUUCGGUAUUCUUCCAGGGACAUGAAAACCCGAGGAAGCCAUGUAGGCCCAGGAAAAGACUCCAAAAACCAGUCUUAAUAAGGAUCGAGCGAAGGGAUGCGAAGCUUGCCACAGUUCUGUGACAUUUGGAAAGAAAGUGCCCAGCUGCGGCUUUUGGAGGUCUGGUUUGCAGAACAACAACACGGCUGCUUUUGCUGUUUAUUAUUUCACAGCGGUCUUAUUCCGCCAGGCUCUUCCCCUUUGAGCUGGCUCUGCUGACGCCUGAGCACCAGGACAGGAUGUUUUGGGGGAAAUGGAUCUGCAUUGAUCUGCAGGAAACUCUAGAGCUGUGGCGCAGGAGGGGGGGUGGGCACUGCACAAACGGAGGAGACCAGUGCCUGAGUCCCUGCCAAUGACUUCAGGUCUUCUGCUUUCAGGAAUACGACCCCUGGAAGUCCUCAGACCGGAUCUGCCGGCAGCUGAUUUACCACUUGACUCCUCAUUCCAAGUGGCACCGGCAAGGCCUGCCCCGGCGGAGGUCCCAGGCCAGGUGAGGGAUGAGGAUUGGGCUGGAGUCGGGGGUGGGGAGACUGGGUGCAGAUUUCAGGCAAGGAAUCUCUUCCUGGAGAUUAAAUAUCCCCUAAGUUUGCUCAUGAAAGGGAUGUGCCCUUAAGGACCAAACCUGUCAGACACAGCAUGACCAACCCAUGUUUUGAAGGUCUUUGUUGUUGUUGUCGUUUAGUCAUGUCCGACUCUUCGUGAUCCCGUGGACCAGAGCAUGCCAGGCACGCCUCUCUUCCACUGCCUCUUGCAGUUUGGUCACUCAUGCUGGUAGCUUCGAGAACACUGUCCAACCAUCUCGUCCUGUGUCGUCCCCUUCUCCUUGUGCCCUCCAUCUUUCCCAACAUCAGGGUCUUUUCCAGGGAGUCUUCUCUUCUCGUUAGGUGGCCAAAGUAUUGGAGGCUCAGCUUCAGGAUCUGUCCUUCCAGUGAGCACUCAGGGCUGAUUUCCUUCAGAAUGGAUAGGUUUGAUCUUCUUGCAGUCCAUGGGACUCUCAAGAGUCUCCUCCAGCACCAUAAUUCAAAAGCAUCAAUUCUUCGGCGAUCAGCCUUCUUUAUGGUCCAGCUUUCACUUCCAUACAUCACUACUGGGAAAACCAUAGCUUUAACUAUACGGACCUUUGUUGGCAAGGUGAUGUCUCUGCUUUUUAAGAUGCUGUCUAGGUUUGUCAUUGCUUUUCUCCCAAGAAGCAGGUGUCUUUUUAUUUCGUGACUGCUGUCACCAUCUGCAGUGAUCAUGGAGCCCAAGAAAGUAAAAUCUCUCACUGCUUCCAUUUCUUCCCCUUCUAUUUGCCAGGAGGUGAUGGUCUUUAGACCAGCGUUUCUCAACCUGUGGGUCCCCAGAUGUUGUUGAACUACAAUUCCCAUCAUGUCUAGCUAGCAAGGCCAGAGCUCAGGGAUGAUGGGAGUUGUAGUCCAACAACAUCUGGGGACCCACAGGUUGAGAACCGCUGCUUUAGACUCUGUUUUGAAGCUCGCCUCCUUCUAAAAACUGUCUUUUUCUUUCUCUCUCUCUCUCUUAGUCUGAAAAACAGCUUGCAAAAGAAGCUGAGCCCGGACACGAUGGAUCUAUCAGGGAUCCCCCUUUCCAUGAGAGACAUCCACCGCCUGGCUUACUACCUGCAGAACAAAGGUGAGGACUUGAGCACUGUGGACCUGAGCUUCACUGACCUGACGGACGAGAUGAUGCACCUCUUGCUGCCUUUCCUGUGGCCACUGCCCAACCUCACUCACCUCUCCCUCAAUGGGAACCGCCUGACCCGCGCCACUGUGAAGGACCUCACCGACGCCAUGAAGGAGGCGACCAAGUUCCCCUCCUUGGCGUGGAUCGACCUUGGCAACAACGUGGAUAUCUCGUCCAUGCCCCAGCCGCUGCUCGUGGGCUUGCGGAAGCGCCUGGGCCAGCACACCACGCUGCCCACCAUUUACGAGGUCCUUGACUGUGAGGCCGAACUCUCCAGUGGAGCAGAGGCCAGCCAGACAGAGGAAGAGGAAGGUGCAGCAGCUGGAAGCAAGUCCCACGACUUCUGUCCGCAGUCCUGCGAAAGGUGA
Podarcis lilfordi (Lilford's wall lizard) is the source of this 9131-nucleotide messenger RNA. The record is from the annotation of a GenBank genome assembly. NCBI's taxonomy places the organism in Eukaryota, Metazoa, Chordata, Lepidosauria, Squamata, Lacertidae.